Molecule: messenger RNA, 864 nt
Organism: Talaromyces atroroseus
Lineage: Eukaryota; Fungi; Ascomycota; Eurotiomycetes; Eurotiales; Trichocomaceae
Exons: 2
Coding region: 1-864 (287 amino acids)
Source: RefSeq, a predicted model, not a curated record
AUGCCGGUUGAGGGUGCUCUUCCUGAAACCGCCAUCCUUCAGGAGCAAAUGCAUCUGUCUCGAAGCAACAUAGCCCUGGCUAGCAUGUGUGUCGGGGCAUCCAUAACAGGCAAGGCGUCAGCGCAUCCGACUUCCGCGGACCAACGCCUUCCUGCAAUCAUCACUAUUCAUCAACCAAGGACACGGGGGCUAGGAAUAGUACGCGGACAGAACAGUCUGCACGCACCGCUUGACAGCGCCCUAUCCUACAUCGACGUGGGUACUGAAGCGCUGGAGGAAUGGAGGCUUUGCGAACCAUCUGAAAGCCGCUGGUGCUUCGGCUUCCAUAACUCAUGCUGGAAACUGCUUCUCCUCAGGCUCUGUUAUGGACAGAGUGGCUACUCUCAGAAUGAAACGGCCAUUGUAGAGUCGGUAUUUUACCAGCUCUAUUGCGCACCUUGCCUUCAAUUUUCUAGCUUCCGAUUUGGCCACGACUACGAUGGCGCUGUGCAAACUCACAAACCAUUCGGGCGGCCAAAGGCAGUGGAUCCAAACUCACAUUUCUACGCUGAUCUCUGUGCAAUUCCUUCUGUGGACGACUUGGAAGCGGCCGCGUUCCACUUCCGCAAGGCAGAUGACCGUUCAUUCUGGAAUGGACGAAAUGCUGCUCAUCUGUCGACUGCAACUGCCGCGGAUAUUGAUAACUAUAGCGAAGGGGGCACCAGAAGUUCAACUCCCCAUGAGCUGAAUGACCGUCACCGACUCCAAACUCCUAACGACAGGAGAGUCAAAAGGCAGACGACCCCGGAGAAGUUCGAGUACUAUAUCGUCAAUAGACUCUUGCUCGAGAUGACAUUUGAAAAUACUGUCAUAUUUAUCCUUUGA